Necator americanus (New World hookworm) is the source of this 1560-nucleotide messenger RNA. RefSeq lists its product as uncharacterized. Bases 1 to 1560 code for a protein of 519 amino acids. The transcript is spliced from 13 exons. Gene Ontology annotation, molecular function: N-acetylglucosamine kinase activity. The record is from RefSeq and is a predicted model, not a curated record. Lineage: Eukaryota; Metazoa; Nematoda; Chromadorea; Rhabditida; Ancylostomatidae.
AUGGAUCAGAUUGGAGCUAAUCAAAGCCAUUGGAAGGGAGUGUGGUCAUGUGCACAAUAUUUAGGAAAUUUUCUCUGUGCGAACGAGCACGUAUUCCAAAACAGUACGUGUCUCGAAUUAGGCUCUGGCACUGGCGUUGUUGGUCUUGUUUUGGGAAAACUCGCUGUGAAGAAAGUGAUACUCACUGAUUAUCCAAGCGAAGAGAUUUUGUCUUUGUUGAGAAAAAAUGUCGAGAAGAAUCUUCUGACAGCCAAGUGUGAAGUUAGAGGUUUGGACUGGCAAAACACGGAUAACAUUGCUGCAGUUGUGGACAGCCUCACUGACCUCGACUUCCUCGUAGCAGCUGACGUAUUCUACGAUGUUUGCACAUUCCGCCCACUGAUAGCGACGAUUACUGCAUUCUUCGAUAAAUUCCCUAAAUUACGAUUCUAUUUUAGCUAUGAAGAACGAGAUGACAACUGGUCAAUCGAAGAUCUUCUAACCUUCAACAAUCUCCAAGCACGUCUUAUCCAAUCGAGAGAUUACGACGGUGCAAACGUACAAAUCGGAGUGAUCUACCGUAAGAGAAUGACGGGAGCGAUUUUCUGUGGUAUUGAAGGUGGGGCGACAGAAUCGCAUUUGGUGUUUGUGAAUGCGAGCGGUGAAACGCUCGGCAGUUCAUCCUCCGGCGGAACAAAUUACAUUUUGGAUGGUAUUGAGAAGAUUGUGAACAAUAUUGCAACGUGGAUACGAGAAGCGGCCACCAAAAACAAUAUCCAGUUACCAGUGAAAGGCUUGGGACUCGGUUUAUCUGGAGCUGAAGGAGAACGCGAUAACGCUUUGUUCGUCGAAUAUCUUCAAACUCACCAUGGUGACAUAGCAGAGGAAGCGUUUUUGACUUCUGAUUCUGUUGCAACUGUAGCAGCUGCAUUUGAACAUGGUGGGAUAGUCCUGAUUGCUGGCACUGGAUCAUCGUGUCGUGUUCUUCUUGAGGACGGUCGUGUUUUUGGUGUUGGUGGAUGGGGACACGUAAUCGGCGAUGGAGGAAGUGCCUUUUGGAUAGCCAUCAAAGCGAUUCGCUUGUUGUUUGAUGAAGACGACGGCAUGGAAACUCCGCAUGAAUCCACCGAGUUGAUUCGUAGGUUGCUUCUCCAGCACUUCAAUCUUCAAAACAAAGUAGACAUUUUGGAGCUUCUUUACAACAAGUUUAAGAAAUCAAAGAUUGCAUCAUUCACGAAAGUCAUGGCACAACAUCCCGAAGAUCCGGCAAUACAUAAACUCUUCUUCGAGGCUGGUGAGGUUCUGGGCAAACACCUCUUGGUGGCAGCUGGUCAUCUGCCAAGCGAAAACCGUUCCGAAGUCAAUUUAGUGCUGGUCGGAUCAGUCUUCAAAUCAUGGCCAGUCAUCAAAGAUGGAUUUGUCUACGCCAUCCAGGGAUCGUGGAUACCUCGAAUAAACCUAUAUCGUCCAGCUAAAUCGAAGGCGUUAGGUGCAGCUGUACUGGUAGCGAUGAGAAGUGACGUCCGUAUCCCACACCCUAAUAAUGCUGAGCUUUUUGAAACUCUUGAUUUCCCUUCGUGA